Molecule: messenger RNA, 1401 nt
Organism: Ipomoea triloba (trilobed morning glory)
Lineage: Eukaryota; Viridiplantae; Streptophyta; Magnoliopsida; Solanales; Convolvulaceae
Product: protein IRX15-LIKE
Exons: 1
Coding region: 299-1210 (303 amino acids)
Biological process (GO): xylan biosynthetic process
Source: RefSeq, a predicted model, not a curated record
UGUGAACAUUUCUUUACUAUAUGGUCUAACUGUCCAUUUCAUUUCUAUCACUGAAAUAGAAAAAACACAGGGUGGUUGAGCAAUGGAAAAUUGAGCACCCAAUCACAGUGAAUCUGGUGAUGUAAACCAAGUCAACUUCCUGCCUGCUGCACGGAAAGAUUCCUCCCUCAUUCCCAUUUCCCAAUCAUUCCUAUUGUCAUCUUCAUUUUGCUUCUUUAUAAUUCACUGAUUCUCAGACCCACAGAUCCAUCCUACAAGUUUCAACCUCCAUCCCUGCAUAGGCAAAAAUUAAGUGAAGAUGAAGAACAAUCUUGGCACCAAUACCAAGUUUAUACUUCUUCACCCUUACAUUCAGAAACAGGGUGGUACCAACCGAGUGUGGAUUCUGGCUUUUGUUUCAUUCUUCGCAGUUGCAUUCCUGCUUACCCUCUUCUAUGCAAGAGACUACAUUCCCACAACCUCUGCUCCUGUUAUCUCUGCCACCAGCACAGCUGCUGCCAAUUCUCCACUCUCCAAGUCGGUGGCCAGGGCGCUUGUCCAUUAUGCUUCCAACUCCAACAACACUGACCGCAUGUCAUACACAGAUAUCAAACAGAUUUCUGAUGUCCUCCGCCAGUGCUCUCAGCCCUGUAAUUUCCUUGUUUUUGGCCUCACACAUGAGACCCUUCUCUGGCAAGCUCUCAACCACAAUGGUCGAACAGUAUUCAUUGAUGAAAACAGGUACUACGCUGCUUACAUUGAAGAAAAGUACCCAGAAGUUGAAGCCUACGAUGUUCAAUACACAACCAAAUUAAGUGAAAUGAAGGAUUUAGUUUCAGCAGUCAAACAACAAGUACGCAACGAAUGCAGGCCAGUGCAGAACCUACUCUUCUCAGAGUGUAAGCUUGGCCUCAAUGAUCUUCCUAAUCAAUUAUAUGAAAUUGAUUGGGAUGUUAUAUUGAUUGAUGGGCCACGAGGGUAUUGGCCUGAGGCACCAGGAAGGAUGUCAGCAAUCUUCACUGCAGGUGUGCUUGCCCGGAGCAAGAAGGGUGGCAACCCGAAAACACAUGUUCUAGUGCAUGAUUUCAAUCAGAAAGUGGACAGGAUGGUAAGUGAUGAGUUCUUGUGCAGGGAAAACUUGGUGAAGUCUGAGGACAUGCUGGGGCACUUUGUCCUGGAAAAAAUGGAUGCUAACUGCUAUCAGUUCUGUCACAGCCACAACACAGCAUAAUCAUCUUCUCAACCUUGUUAAACCACCACCACCAUCAUCAUUACACUGUUUGUAACAGAAACAAAUAGAUGUGGGAUUGGUUUAUUUAAAAUCUACCAAAUUCUUUUUUGACAGGGGGAGGUUGUGGGCUGUAAAAAUAAUUUUUCUUUUGAGUAUUCUCAGUUGAAUUGAAAAGCAAAAUGUUUGUUUAA